Molecule: messenger RNA, 6287 nt
Organism: Drosophila ficusphila
Lineage: Eukaryota; Metazoa; Arthropoda; Insecta; Diptera; Drosophilidae
Gene: IntS1
Product: integrator complex subunit 1
Exons: 3
Coding region: 36-6200 (2054 amino acids)
Biological process (GO): U2 snRNA 3'-end processing
Cellular component (GO): integrator complex
Source: RefSeq, a predicted model, not a curated record
ACUACGUCGCAUUCGUUGCAAUCCGCAAAAUAAAAAUGGACCGCGGAAAAGGCAGCGGGUCGAAUAGAUCCCAAAAAAAGGUACCGCUGGGUGGAGAACUAUUUGCCCUCGGCACCAAGAGCGUUCGCGAUGAUACCAAGUCCAAAAUCAUGCCUAUUAAGGCAAUAUCCUCGUCGGACAGGAAGCGCGAGGCCCCGUCUUCAUUGGCCAGUUCGAGCAAGAGAUUUCGAGGCAAUCUAAAGGAUGCGGGCGCCACGGAUAUAUCCUCCGGAAGUAGCCAAUGCGAAACCUGGGAGCAAUUCGCCAUCGAUUGUGAUCUGGAGACAGUAAUCGAGACCAUUUACGUGGCCUUGGAGCAAAACGACAGCGAAACUGUGGGUCGGCUGGUCUGUGGCGUUAUUAAACAGACCACGACAAGCUCCUCGCGUUCCAAGGUGGACAACAUAGCUUUGUUGGCCCUUAUAUACGUUGCCAAGCUGCAGCCGAGUAUAUUCUGCACUGAUAUUGUAGCCUGCGCGUUGCUAUCCUUCCUGCGGCGAGAGGCCAAUGUGAAAAUGAGGUUCAACACCAAUCUGCACAUCCUGUUUGCCAACUUGCUGACCAGGGGCUUUGUAGACAUUCCGCAAUGGCCGGAGAUCCUUCUUCGCACGUAUAUAGACGAUGCGGUCAACGAGCGAUACUGGGCAGAUAAUGACUUGUGCGCUCCUUUAGUAAAGAACAUUUGCGCCGCUUUCAAAACCCGAACUCCACACAUUAGUCUCCUCCGCUGGGAUGUCAGCACUGCCCUUCCUUCAGGCCAGGCGCACAGGGAUAGCAUGACUGUGGACGACGACUCCGGGGACAACUCCACUCAGAGCCUGGAUGCCAGUCCCCUGAACGCCGAAUCUGAGCCCAUUUCCGACGCAAUGUGCACCACAAAACCCAGGUUUAGCGAUGCCGUGGUUCAGAAGCAUGUCAGCGACGCCAUUCGCGAUCAGCUAAACAAGCGACAGCAGCAGGAUAACUACACCCGAAACUUUCUUAAAUUUCUCUGUACUACCUCCGGUAUAGCAGAGGUGCGAUGUCUCAGUAUCUCGCGGCUGGAGCUGUGGAUUCACAACGGAAAACUGGUCAAGUUCGCCCAGCAGCUGCUCUCGUAUAUAUGCUUCAACAUAAAAGGGCGCAAUACGCAGGACAAUGAAGUUCUUCUGGUUCUGGUGAAGAUGCGGCUUAAAACAAAGCCCCUGAUUAACCACUACAUGUCGUGCCUUAAGGAGAUGAUCUAUCUGCAGCCGGAUAUCUUAAGUACUGUGAUGAAGCUGGUCGUGCAAAAUGAAUUGUCCAACACCAGGAAUCCGAACAAUAUGGGAAUGCUAGCCACAAUGUUCCAAACGUCUUCUGAUCAGUCCGCUGCAAAUCUGGCUGAAAUCUAUCAGGAGUUUUUGCUCCAACGGGACGAUUGUCUGCGGACACUGCGAGUCUUUCUAAGGGAGCUUGUGCGGAUGCUGCGCUUUGAUGUGAACUUGGUCAAAUUUUGCAAAACCUUUCUAAGUGAACGGGAAGACCUCACACCGCAAAUAGAAUUGUUUGAGUUCAAGGAGCGCAUCUUCCACUCAAUGGUGGACAUCGUGUGUCUCUGCAUGUUUCUUUCGGCCACGCCACAAGCUAGGGAAGCCAGUUUGUCUCUGAAAACCAAUCGGGACACGAAAAACAACCACGCUCUGCUCAAGCUGUACAACCAAAUGUCGCAGAUACAAUUGGACACAGUUUCGUGGAUGUACGAAACCGUGCCCACUAUCUUCAAGAUUCCUGCCGCCGAAUAUCACCAGGCAUUGCACAAACUGCUGCUGCUGGACAGCCCGGAGCAAUACUCGCGCUGCGAUCAGUGGCCCUCGGAGCCGGAACGUGGGGCUAUCCUGAGAAUCAUCUCCGAGACGCCAAUUCACGAGGAGACUUUGCUGCGCAUAAUCCUGAUUGGCAUUACGAAGGAUAUUCCCUUCUCCAUUGCGAACACCUUCGAUGUGCUGUUGCUGGUUAUCAAGCGAGUCUCAGGGAUGAAGGCCACCAACAUCCCGGCUGUGCAGGCCAACAAGUUUGACAUCAUCGACUUUCUGUUCAGCAUGUCGGAAUACCACCAUCCAGAGAAUAUUCGCCUGCCCUCAGAUUAUGAGCCACCUAAGCUGGCCAUCAUUGCGUUUUACUGGAAGGCCUGGCUCAUAUUGUUGAUGAUAUCUGCGCACAAUCCCUCUACUUUUGGAGCCUUUUGCUGGGAUCACUACCCAACAAUGAAGAUGAUGAUGGAAAUAUGCAUAACCAACCAAUUUAACAAUUCCGCAGCCAACAAGGACGAGUUGCAGAUAAUCACAGUGGAAAGAGACCACAUUCUGCAGUUCGAAACGUACUUAGCUGCCCAAACAUCGCCACAUGCAGUUAUCACAGAGGAGACGGCGAUCCUCAUUACCCAGCUCAUGCUGAUGGACCCAAUGGGUACGCCACGCAAGGUACCCUCCAUGGUGUUAGACCAACUGAAGUUUCUUAACCAGACCUACAAGCUGGGCCACCUGUUCUGCCGCUGCCGCAAGCCAGACUUGCUGCUGGACAUAAUCCAGAGACAGGGCACAACACAGUCCAUGCCCUGGCUUUCGGACCUAGUCCAAAACAGCGAGGGUGAUUUCAGUCACCUUCCAGUUCAGUGUCUGUGCGAAUUCCUGCUCUUCAACGCGCACAUAAUAAACGAGGAAAACAGCCGCGAUGCCGAACUGGUUAACUUCCUGCGAAAUUUGAUAUUCGACGGGAAUCUCAGCCACCAAAUCGUUUGCGAACUUUUGGAUUACAUAUUUAGACGCUUGUCGUCUACCGUGAAGCAAUCUCGGGUAGCUGCUCUUUCGGGUCUGAAGAUCAUUUUCAGGCACUCGGGAGACUUUGAAAACGAAUGGCUCCUAAAGUCGAUACAACAAAUUCCCCAUUUCUUUGAGGUUAAACCGUUCAUUAUUCCCCAGCUGCGGGCAGCCUGCCAAGUGGAGAACUGCCCGGAACUGAUUAUGGCGUAUAUCCAGUUCAUUACGGCCCACACGCUAAACGAUCCGGUAAACGAAAUGCUGGACCAUGUAAUCGAUAUGGCGCAAUUGAUAGUGGAGCGCAGCACAAUGUUUCAGCACAUUAUUAUUUCCCAAGAGGACUACGAUUACGUCCCAGACGAGAACCGCAUUCAGACUCUCAAAUGCCUGUUCGUCAUGUUUAAUAAUUAUAUCAUUAAGCUUAGGGAGUACCACGAGCCGUAUGAGUGGACCGAGUACCCGGACCUACUAAUGGUACAGUUUGACGACGGAGUGCAGUUGCCCCUGCACAUAAACAUAAUCCACGCGUUUAUAAUCCUGCUGACUUAUUCAAACAGCAACAUGCCCGAGUCAAUACCCAUUUUGGACUACUGGUUCCCGCCAGGACGACCGGCGCCCGUUGCAUUUUUGCCCAGCAUGCCCCAAGAACAGGUGCAGCUGCUGCCUGACUGGCUGAAGCUAAAGAUGAUACGCUCUUCGGUGGACAGGCUGAUCGAGGCUGCACUUUACGACCUGACUCCAGACCAGAUUGUGCUGUUUGUGCAGAACUUCGGCACGCCGGUCAACUCGAUGUCAAAGUUAUUGGCCAUGCUGGACACCGCUGUGCUGGAGCAGUUCGACCUCGUAAAGAACGCCAUCCUUAACAAAGCGUACUUGGCGCAGUUGAUCGAGAUUCAGCAGGCGCGGGGGGCGAAGAAUGGCCACUACACCGUGCAGGCGCUCGAUCUGCACUCCCAUUCGCAAACCGUGCCGGAUCUGCCAAAGAUCAGCGUCAUGAUCCAGGAGACUGUGGAAAUCGGAGACUACGAUACCUCGGAGAUGACUAGUGGUCGCAGCGAUCUUUUGGCCACCAAGGAGGUGGCCCAGAGCAUUCUCACGCAGCCCGAUCACCUGACUGCACAGAGGGGUGACUGUCGAUCCUUGAUUCAGAAGCUGUUGGAAAUGCUGGUCAGCUCUAAUAGCAAUGGAAAUGAUUUGGUCACCGCCAUAACAGAGGUAAUAGCAAUGGGAUGUGACGUCAUUAUGAGUCGGCACGCCUGCACAUUUCUAAGAACAUUUUUUAGCUGCAUGUUGCACAGCGACAAGUACCACAUCCUAGAGAACACGCUGCAAAAGAACUUCAGUAUUUUCAAGCACAACUUCACCGACUCCAGACUACUGUAUCAAACGGAGCUGUACCACGAAAGCCUCGUGUUUAUGUUGAGAAAUUCCCGAGAGAUUUACGUCCAGCAGUUUAAAGCAAAUACCGCCUUAUUGGCAAGAAAGCGGAUCGUCAGGGGCAUCAUAGAGGGCUUUGAUCAGAGCAAAGACUGCAAAGCCGUUGCGAAGACCAAAAGCGACCAGCUCUUUCACAACGGUCUCUUCAUCGACUGGCUGUCCGAAGUAGAUCCCGAAAUCGUUUCCACGCAGCUGAUGAAGGAGCGCUUCCUGUUCUCAAAAUCCUGUCGCGAGUUUAGGUUUUACCUGUUGUCAUUGAUUAACCACCAAACCAACUGGGACACGAUCGAAAGAAUUGCCGAAUAUUUGUUCAAGAACUUCCAUGGUGACUACGAUUACGCGACGGUUCUGAACUACUUCGAGGCGCUGACCACAAAUCCAAAACUGUGGAAGGGUCGCGAAAAGUACAUGUCGAAGAACGUUCGCCCGGACGCAUUUUUCUUACUGAAAAAUUCGGAGCUGGAACCGUUUGCUCACUUCAUCCUGCACGAGGGCCUCUCCGAGAUCAAAGCGGACAGCAGAAACUACGACUUCAAACUCUGUUCACGAAUGAACCUUUUGUUCAAGCUGACGGAGAAGCGGAGAGACCUAAUGGUCCGGGUGAUGGAGCACGUGGAAAACAGUGCAGUGUCGGAUUACCUUAAACUGCAGGCUUUGCAGCAAAUGUAUAUUAUGUAUCCGCGCGUAAAGUUCCUAAAACGGAGCAAAACCAGCGAACAGGCGUACAAGUUGCAGAGCUUGAAGGGCUGUCAGGCGGAUAAGGUGUCCAAUAAUCUGAUCACCUGCCUGGGAAGUCUUGUAGGCAAGAAGGACUUUGAAACCCUGUCAUCGGACACAGAGUUGCUUCUCCGCAAGCUGGCCGCCUCCCACCCUCUGCUCUUUUUGCGCCAGCUGAGUGUUUUGUCGUCGAUUAUGCAAGGCCGCGCACAGAUGAGCAUGAAGGCUCUGCGCGAGGAGCACCACUUUCACCGAUUCGUCCAGAUUCUGAGGACCCUAGAGCUCCUUCAGCCGACAAUUUUCGAGGACUCGUACAAGAACGAGAUCCAGAAUACGCUGUCGUGCUACUUUAACUUCUUCAAGCACCACAGCUCGGUGAAGGAGGCCUGUCAGAUGCUGAACAAGUUCGUGCAGAUGCUGCAGGCCUACAUCAACUACAACCCGUCGAGCGCCCUGCUCUUUAUCGAACAGUACGUGGGCAUCCUUAAAGAACUUGCUGUGAAGUAUACUUCUCUGGGAAAGCUGCAGGUUCUGGUUCAAGCAGUGGCCCUGCUGCAGCACAAGUCACACUCGGCCUCCGAGCUGGACGACGAGGAGGUGAAGUACGAGUACGACCUAGACGAGCACUUCGAAGUGAAGCCGCCGGCCACCAAAUCCACUGUGAGCGAGGAACUCGUCGAGGGGAACCCGCCCACGCCAAUCGAUGCUGGCGGCAGCAGGGGUUCCUCUUCGGCUCUUACCUUAGGAUCAUACAGCAGAUCAAACUUUACAGACAUAUCCCCGCACUUCCUUGACCUGAUCAAGAUCAUUAAGCAGGCAAACACAGAGGACGUGGUUUUGGGACCCAUGCAGGAGCUGGAGUGCCUCACUUCCAAGAGAUUCGUUUUCAUCAACGAACUUUUUGAGCGUUUGCUGAAUUUGAUAUUCUCACCGAGCGCUCAGAUCCGGUCCAUCGCCUUUAUCAUACUAAUCCGACACCUCAAGCACAACCCCGGUAACUCGGACAUCAACCUUUGCACCCUAAACGCCUACAUUCAGUGCCUGCGGGACGAGAACUCGUCGGUGGCGGCGACGGCCAUUGACAAUCUGCCGGAAAUGUCGGUGCUGCUGCAGGAACACGCAGUCGAUAUCCUGAUGGUAGCCUUUUCGUUGGGCCUAAAAUCGUGCCUGAAUACUGGCCACCAAAUUCGAAAGGUCCUCCAGACAAUAGUGAUUCAGCAUGGCUAUUAAAAGUUCAGCUUAUAAGAUUAGACUUCUUACGUAUGCAUAUUCUUAACUCCUAAAAAUAAAGUUUAUACGAUAGUACAAAUUUUUUAA